Zygosaccharomyces rouxii is the source of this 1125-nucleotide messenger RNA. RefSeq lists its product as uncharacterized. The record is from RefSeq and is a predicted model, not a curated record. The coding region runs from base 1 to 1125 and encodes 374 amino acids. The transcript has a single exon. NCBI's taxonomy places the organism in Eukaryota, Fungi, Ascomycota, Saccharomycetes, Saccharomycetales, Saccharomycetaceae.
AUGAAUAGGGUACGAGAGUUGAUAGGAGGUCAACAUAGUAGCAGAAAUGAAAGGACUCGCUCACAAAGGCAAGAUGUACCACAACCAGGGAUGAGCACAAGAGAAGGCGAAGAUCAAGAGACACUAUUCGAGAACGAUACUGAUGACGGCGAUGGAUUAGAUGAUACAGAGACUUUGAAUACUGUUGCAUCAGGUGGUGACACUAUUGGCGAUUUCCAGAGACAAGGAUUUGUUAACAGAUGCCCUCGAUUUACACAUCAUAGAAUGAUACCUUUCAUACUGGUACUGCUAACUAAGGGAUUCUUCUGUUUCCCUAGUGAAAAAUCUUUCAAAAAGUAUAUUGAGAAUAAGAGGAAAUUCGAUAAGUUGGAUGGUAUUGAAGGGUUAGGUAUACCCUUAUUCCAUGCGGUACCACUUGGUGUCGUCAAGACAAUCUUCAGUCCCAAAUCGCCCAUAAUGAAAAUUUACAAGUAUGUUAUCAUUGAUUCCGAAAGGGACAAACCACCACCCGAUGCUGAACAAAUUUCAGUAGAUGGAUCGUUAACACUUUACAAGUAUUUGUUCUGCAGCAUCCUCGAAGAAAUCAAUAACGAUGCAGGUAGGGUGGAACACAAAUUUAAUUUUACCCGUCUAGAUAACGAUGGACCUUUACCACAAGUGCUUACUAUGGCUAAUAUGAUUCAUUUGAGAAACACUGACACUACAUUAAAUGGUUUAAACCUCCGAUGGUAUGGUACUUCAGGGUUUGCGUCACCUUUUGGUACCGGUAAUAUCAAGCUGUUAGUCCUAGAUGAUAAUAUGGCAUCAUUCAUGGAUCAAAAGACUGUUGAGGAAUACGAACAUCACUAUAGAAAUAAUAGAACUCGACCAUUAGGCAGAUUACCCAUCUGGGCCAAAUAUUCAAAUGAAGGUUCCACUGUAAUACCGAAGAAACGUACUUUAAGGAUGGCUAAGUUACAAAUGGGUGAAUACCAAUCGAUUGCUCAUUCUGAUGGUAUUUUUAACGUUCCAUGGGAAACUCAGGCUUUGACCUGCAUGUGCAUGGUAUUGCACGAAUACGAGUCAAGAAAAGAUCGUAGACGUACUGGAGGUCUUACACUGGGCCCGGAUAUGAUCUUCAUGUAA